AUCACGUGACUUCCGUCUAGGACAUUUCAUAAUAAAAACAUUGUAUUGCGUAUAAAUAAAUCGACAGUAAACAUUAAAAAUCUGAUCUAGAUCUAUCUAGACUAGAUCAGAAUCUAGACCUGUUCUGUGAAAGUCUUAUGUAAAGUUUUUCAAGCAAAAAUGCCCGUUGUCUUGUGGGCUAAGACGGCGGCAGGGCCUAAUCUUGCCUUUAUUAAGUCUUUCGGAAAGGCCCUCAAAACUUGGAAAGAUGUCAUUCAACAAAACUUCCUUCGAAAACAUCACAAACCUCAUGUGCAGCAGACGUUUGAAAUCCCUCAAAUCGAUGCAAAAGAAAGAUGUUUGUUCAAACCUAGCAUCAUCCAUAAAGGCACAAACAACCUCCAAUCACGGAUUUUUCGCUCGUUGUUUGCAAGAACAACUUCACGGUCUUUGGCGAGUGAGCUUAGAAGAAAAUCCGCAUUAAAACUGACAGCAAGUUCUGGUCGAAGUUUUAGAAAUGUUUCUAUUAUGUCACUGAUUGGUGUCACUUUGGGCCUUGAUGUAUCCACAGUUAUUGAUGAUGGAGCAGAAAAAAUGAUGUCGGAAAUGCGGGAAAAAUUUCAAGACUUCACUUUUGAACCGGAACCAGUGCAGAAGUUACCUAAUGCAUUAAAAGAUCUUGAUAUCAAUUUGAAAUCAAUUGCUAGUGGUUGUGAAGGUGCUGUCUAUAAGGCAAAGCUCAAGGAUGAAGCAGAACCGGCAUCAGCUGCUGGGGACAAAGAAUUUAAUUUGGCAGUUAAAGCUGUUUUUAAUUAUGGUGCUGAAUCUAACUCGUGCAGUAUCUUACGAGCACUAGAGAGAGAGAUUGUUCCUUUGCGAGCAGAAGGAUGUCAGGCUGAGGCACUAAAUGAACUGGGUAACAGAGUGAAUCGUCUGCCUGCUCACCCAAACAUCGUGGACAUGCCUGGCAUAUUUGUUGAUGACAUGCUUGUGACAGAAGAGGGCCUAAGAGACUUCCCAGCUGCCAUGCCACAGAGAGUUGAUCGUGAAAGAUGCUUUGGACGAAAUAAGACAUUGUACCUUGUAAUGAAAAGAAGGAACACUCACUUGAGAGACUAUCUGGCACACAACUCUGUACCCAUGGCAACCAGAUGCCUGAUGCUGGCCCAGCUUCUAGAGGGUGUGUCCCAUCUUCAGAAACAUGGUAUUGCCCAUAGAGACCUGAAGACUGAUAAUAUUUUGGUUGAUGUGUCAGACACAGGAGGCACGCCACGUCUUGAAAUUUGCGACUUUGGUUGUUGCUUAGCUGAAGAAAACAAGAACCUGUUGGUUCCAUAUCCAUCCAAAGAUCUGUACUUGGGAGGCAACUCUUGGCUGAUGGCACCAGAGUUGGUAACUGCUCAACCAGGCCCCAAUAGUUUUUUGGAUUACAGAAAAUCUGAUCUCUGGGCAGUGGGUGCCAUUGCUUAUGAAAUACUUGGUGCAGACAAUCCAUUUUAUCCCAGCAAGAGUCAAGAAGUGCAACAGCUGAGGAAUGUGGACUACUCAGAAGAUGAUCUGCCAGCAUUACCAGAUGAUGUUCCAGAACCAAUUCAAAAAGUUGUUCUGUCUCUUUUGUCUAGAAACCCCAACAAGAGACCAUCAGCUAGUGCAGCCAUAGCUGUCAUUCACUUGUCGAAUGCUAAGAGAGACUCAUCUAAACACUUGAAUGUGUUUGAGAAGAAGAAUGCUGUCAACAGAUCCCUAAAGAAAUCUACUCCACACAUCUUCAUGACCAGAGUGAGGGAAAGCUUAAACUGGAUUCUUGUAGAGAGUCUGUCCUUGCUGUGCCAGUUAACCUUCAGCCAAAACUCUGAGACCUGGGACAUGGAUUUGGCAAUGAAGUUUCUCUUCUUGUCACAAGUCAGUUAUGCUGACCUUAGAGAAGCCAGCAAGUUUUUCUAAAGUGUAGCGACAAAAUUUUGUCUUGUACCCUAGCAUAUGUUUACAUAGCUAAUAGUAUUUGGAUGCUAGAAUUGUGAUAGAAACUGCAUUCAGAGGCGCUUAAAACAGACGAAAGCUUUACUCUGUGAUCAGUUAAGUGUAGUUCUAAUUGAUUUGUCUUCUCUGAACAUCAUUUCGUGUACUCAAAAAGUCUUGAGAUACAUUCUGGAUAUUUUCGUUACACAAGAAGUGUAUGAUAAGAAUUCAUAUACAGCUGUAUCAUAUUAUUUUACUUGGCUUUAUGUUUCUGCCUUUUUUUCUAUAUUGAUACAGUAAUUUGAUCUUUGGUAGUUGCUAACAUGUGAAUAGCAUAGAUGGCAAGAAGCUUUGGUCUCUAUGGCUAAGACCAUUUUCUUAAAGACAUUCAGUUUUUAUUUAUUGAGGAUGGGUAAAAAUUAAAUGCACUCUCUAAAAAUUUUUUUUUCAAAAUCAAAAUUCUAAAAAGCAACAUUUUGAUGCAACACUUUUAGUUCACAAUGUAGCAAGCAAAGAAUAGAAUUUAUUUUUGAUUUGAACACUAUGCCAAUAUUGUUUAGAGAAGGAAUCAGUAUCAUAGAGCUUGAAAUAUUAGUCAACUUUAUAUGUUGAUUUCCAUUUGCAGUUUCUAGAUUUCUCAAUUUAUACCUGUGAUAAUUGAAAUGUCUUACUAACAAGGUUUAGCAAUUAAUUAUUGCAUAUUAUUUUUCUUGUAAAUAAUAAAACACAAAUGUUAUGUAGUCAAUUUGAUUUAUAUUGAGACUCCAAGAAGGUCUUACUCUGUUGAUCAAACAAUAAAAAGUCUUUUCACGCAAACAAAAAA
Messenger RNA from Biomphalaria glabrata, 2761 nucleotides. Its product is annotated as serine/threonine-protein kinase Pink1, mitochondrial-like. Gene Ontology annotation, biological process: regulation of apoptotic process; autophagy of mitochondrion; protein phosphorylation. The transcript has 9 exons. Gene Ontology annotation, molecular function: protein serine/threonine kinase activity; ATP binding. Gene Ontology annotation, cellular component: mitochondrion. Lineage: Eukaryota; Metazoa; Mollusca; Gastropoda; Planorbidae. The record is from RefSeq and is a predicted model, not a curated record. Bases 160 to 1923 code for a protein of 587 amino acids.